Molecule: messenger RNA, 918 nt
Organism: Cladophialophora yegresii CBS 114405
Lineage: Eukaryota; Fungi; Ascomycota; Eurotiomycetes; Chaetothyriales; Herpotrichiellaceae
Exons: 2
Coding region: 1-918 (305 amino acids)
Source: RefSeq, a predicted model, not a curated record
AUGGCGUGCCCGAACUUAGAAGCGCUUACCGGAUUUUAUUGCUUCUACAACCAUACGUUCGACAGGUUGACGCACGCGCUCUCAACGAGAAAACAACUGCGGCUACAUGCCUGGAUCAUCGCCGAGAAUGACGAUGUUACCGCAAGGGGUCAGACUCAAUUACCUCCAGGCCUGCUGAAUGAUGACCAGUCAUAUCAGUUUGCGCUGUACCACGACCGAUGGAAACAGCUUGAAACACUUCUCCUCUGUUCACCUGGUGGUCUUGGAGUCAUUGAGCAUGAACUUUUCAUCCGAAUCCUCUAUUCUCUGCCUGCGCUCAAGAACUUGUGCGUCUCCUCUUUCGAUACAGAUGACUUUCACGAUAUGACGCUCCUUUCGCUUCCUCCAUGGGUCACUAGCCUGCGGCUUGAGGAGUGCUUAGGAGUGACCGACACCGGACUGACAAGGUGGGCUGCAAGCCCAAAUGCAGCGCAGAUCGAGCGGUUGAGUCUACUACAUCAGAACAUCACGGGCUUGUUGACCAUCUCGAAGGUCUUUGCGAGUCUGGGACGUCUGGCCAAGUUCACCAUCGUUCAGAGCGACGUUGUACCUUCCCUGCCGAAGGAAAUGCGGCAGGUGGUCGUACAGCCUUUGCUUGCGUCAAAAUCUUUACAAUUCCUGCACUGGGAUAUCUCGCCCCCCAAAGGAGGGGAUACUGAUAAUUCGGUGGUGGAACGCGGUCCAACAACUCCUAACAUGCAUCUAGCACUGUCGGUCUCACAUGGCGGCUUCCCACAUCUUCGACGACUACGAGCACCCCGAGAUACAUCUCCCCUUGGCAUCCUGCAGUCCGUGCGACGCGUCUCAUUCAAAUCACUACCGGCAAUUGAGGAGGUCGAACUCUUUGUGUGCGGCUCGUCUGAGAGCUCGAAAGAUUGA